Molecule: messenger RNA, 498 nt
Organism: Achroia grisella
Lineage: Eukaryota; Metazoa; Arthropoda; Insecta; Lepidoptera; Pyralidae
Exons: 4
Coding region: 1-498 (165 amino acids)
Source: RefSeq, a predicted model, not a curated record
AUGGCUAAAAUAGGUGAAACUAAGAGAAUACAAUUUCUGGCAAUGGAGCGACCUCGUAUAGAGUACGUCGACCGCGAAUAUAUACCGUACUCAAAUGUUACGUCACUACGUCACAACCGCAAAGAUCAAUUUUAUUACGUCAAUAUACAUAUGAUGUUGGCAGUGCCAUUUGGGAACAACGUGACUAUGCAUUUCUAUUUCUACGAGUGGCUUACCAAUCAAUACAAACGUGGCUUCAUUGAAAUGCACUUGCCUGCGUGUAUCUUAAUACACAAGAAUAAAUUCUUCGGUACUGCAUUGAGAGGAUAUUUUCCAUCAACGUGCCCCAUACCUGUGGGUGACUAUCACUUAUACAACAUGACAGUUCCAGUAGACCAAAUUCCGAGGGGGUUCCCGUUUACAAAAGGCCGCAUAUACUGCAAUAUAACCAUAGAUAAUAAUAAUAAACUUAUUGGAUCAGCACAUAUUGAUAUUGAACUGAAAACUAUUAGCAUAUAA